Trametes versicolor FP-101664 SS1 is the source of this 1980-nucleotide messenger RNA. RefSeq lists its product as uncharacterized. Gene Ontology annotation, molecular function: 3'-tRNA processing endoribonuclease activity. The transcript has 16 exons. The coding region runs from base 1 to 1980 and encodes 659 amino acids. Gene Ontology annotation, cellular component: nucleus. NCBI's taxonomy places the organism in Eukaryota, Fungi, Basidiomycota, Agaricomycetes, Polyporales, Polyporaceae. The record is from RefSeq and is a predicted model, not a curated record.
AUGCGAGUCUUUGCACUGAGGAACCCAUGCGCGGUCGCAGCCCUCGUUCUGUUGCUCUGCCUGGCCCCCGCUAUAAUCGAACUCCUUAUCCUCUCUGACCCGCCCUUCGCAGAUGGGCUUCCAGAUCUAACCGGCGAACUUCGUCUCAAACCUGCCGAAGUUGGGGAAGUGCGAGUGCCGGUGUCCCUGCUGAUCCACGAGGCGACGGACACGUACCUACCGCCAAACGUGGACCAGUACGAGCGCAUGGGCUGGAACAGCACUGACGCUAUUGUCGACGCGAAGACGCGCGAUCGGGGAUACAGUACCGCAGCCAUGGCGGGCGCGUUCGCAAAGCGGAUCGGCGCGGAGCGUCUCGUGCUGCAUCACAUCAGCGCUCGAUUUCCGGCACCAAACAUGCACUCGUCGACGAACAGCGGGACGGAGAAGCUCUGGCACGCGUGCAUGGGCUCGGAGAUUGAGCGGCAGGCGAAAGGGACACGGUGCCCGCCACAGCGUGUGCUCUCGCAGGCGGCCUGGGAUUUUCUGUCGAUCACGAUCCCAGAGAGCAUCCCGCGCGCCGCAGACGUCGGAGGCACAGCGGCGGAGCCGAUUGAGAUCGAUGCAAACGCGGGGCCGCCAACGCAGGCGGGCCAGGGGCGUGGGCAGUGCGCGCGGAUAUUUGUGGCAAAAAUUCAGUGUACCGCAGCUACUAGUCUUAUUCUCGUCGCCUCAUUACGGCUAGGCCAGCUUUGCAGUAUGAACUCCACUGACCCUGCAGAAGUCGCUUUUAUCAUACUCUUCGAGGCUGCUAGUGCUGCAGAACUGUACUACAAUGCGGCCAAUGCGGGCCUAAACCCAUGCUUAUCGACGUCCGCUAUUACUCAACUUGAAGGGUAUGUGGCUUGGGCAGGCGAACGUUGUCAGGUGGAACUCAGAUACGAGGACAUCUUCGGAGCGGCAUACCCGUUUAUUCUAUCCUCCUCAGUAACUCUCGGAUCCCGCAUAUGUAUGAUCCUCAACAACGCCAUUGUGCUCGUCGUCACUUGGACGGUCACCCAUGGCUACCGGAAUCAGGAUAUCCUCAAAGGCUUUGGAAAGAAGAUGACGUUAUCUAGCGUCUUGUACAAGAACGAAAGCGAGCGCAUAAGCGUAUUCCUGGCCAUCCUCGAUAUCCUAUAUGAGAGCUCCACGGCCAUCCUCAUCACAAACUUCCUCUUCCAGAUCCAAGACGCCGCGGCAGUUCGCGCUGCGUCCAGCGAUUUUCAGGCGGCCACCUGGCAGGAUACUCACAGCAUCCUGCAAUUCGCUAGGGCAGAUGUCGACAACUGGGCCAUAGAACUUCAAUGUUCCCGUGAAGAUGAAGGCGAUAAUCAGAAAGAGCAGGAUGGAGGAAGCGAUGUAGUGGUGCUGGAUAUUCCCGAGCCAGUUGUGAUCAUCGCGUCGCGCGUGGCACUCAUCGUCAGCGACGUCGUCGUGCUCGGCGUCACCUGGUCUGUUACGCGCACCUACCGCAGCCGAAGUAUCCUGCGUAGAUUCGGACGGACGACGACGCUCGCGGGCGUCCUGUACAAGAACGGUGCUAUAUACUUUGUGGUGCUGACGACGUUGAACAUCAUCUACCUCGCCGUCAUCCUGAUCGAGGUGCGGGUGUGGCAGGACACGCUGGGCGUCGGCGCGCGCGAGCGCAUGGGCCUCUUCUCUGACUUCGUCACGAUCACGUACGACAGCUUCACGACGAUCCUCGUGGUCCACUUCAUGGUGCGCCUCCAAGAGGCAGCGCGCCCCACGGCCGGGAGCGUGUGCUUCGCGACUGGCACGGGGACGCUGCAGUUUGCAUGCGCGGACUUCGACUGCGUGGCUGGGGCCGCGACUGGGCUUGAAGGGACCGGCGAUGGCGCAGCGUGGGUCGCAGGGCAGAGCGGGGGACAGACCGCGGACGCCGAAGAGGUGGAACUGGACGCGAUGCCGCAGGGGACCCGGAGCAUCAACUUUCGGUGA